CGAUUAGAAUACUUUCAAGAAAACCCUAAUUUCCAGCUUACCACAAAUUCAUUUGUGACGUACAACCUCAUAAAUCUCCCCCGCCAAGCCCUAGGGUUUCUCAUCGCGAUUAUCAAAAAACUUCGAAUCGGUAUUGACUAUCACUGCGCAUCCAAUUUUCGAAAGAUGGAUGCUCAGAGGGCUUUGCUUGAUGAACUCAUGGGCUCAGCACGUAAUUUGACCGAAGAAGAGAGAAAAGGGCACCGGGAAAUAAAGUGGGAUGAUAAGGAAGUGUGUGGUUGCUACAUGGUCCGGUUCUGUCCUCAUGAUUUGUUUGUCAACACUCGGAGCGACUUAGGGGUUUGCCAGAAAAUUCAUGACCCGAAGUUAAAGGAAAGCUUUGAGAUGUCUCCUAGGCAUGAUCCAUUUGUUCCGAAGUUUGAAGCUGAUCUCGCUCAAUACUGUGAAAGGCUGGUUUCUGAUUUAGACCGGAGAGUGAGGCGUGGCCGUGAACGCCUUGCACAAGAUGUUGAAGUCCAGCCUCCUCCACCUAUUUCUGCUGAAAAGGCAGAGCAGUUGUCUGUUCUGGAAGAGAAGAUAAAGAACCUGCUGGAACAAGUUGAGUCUCUUGGUGAAGAAGGGAAGGUGGAUGAAGCUGAGGCACUUAUGAGAAAGGUGGAAUUGCUGCAUAUCGAGAAGACUGCCUUAACUCAGCAACCACAGGAUAAAUUAUUGAUGGCUGCACAAGAAAAAAAAAUGGCACUAUGUGAAAUAUGUGGUUCUUUUCUAGUCGCAAAUGAUGCUGCAGAGAGAACUCAGUCACAUGUUACUGGAAAGCAACACGUAGGCUAUGGUAUGGUUCGGGACUUUCUGGCUGAGUAUAAGGAAGCCAAGGAGAAAGCAAAAGAAGAAGAAAGACUGGCUAGGGAGAGAGAAGCUGAAGAACGAAGGAAGCUGCAGGAUAAAGAACACGAGGUUAAACGCAGAAGAAGUGGCUCAUCUGAUAGGGACAGGCCUCGUCACCGGGAUUAUGACAGGGAAAGGGACCGAUAUCGUGAACGUGAUAGAUAUAAUGGAAGGAAUGGUAGAGGAAGCAGAGAGGUGGGAAGAGGGUCAGAUAGGAGGAACAUUAGCUCAAGUAAUGGAAGAGAAGGGAGUAGGGAUAGAUAUCGAGAACAUGAAAGGAGCAGAUCUCGUUCUCCUGCCAAACAUGGUCGCAGGAGGUCAUCCAGGAGUCCAGGCCGUCCAUAUUAGAGAAUUGUGUAGAAAUAUAUCUGGAUUAUGAAGAGCUCUUUUUGAGACUAUACCAUCUCCUAUCACAUAAUUUCAGGAGAAAGAUGAGGUAGGCAUUUCAUUGCCAUAAUGCUAAUCAUUCAAGUUUUGUUUUGACUGUUUCAUGCUUUACAAGUGAUAUUGCUCCAGGCUGCGGUUUUAUUAUCCCCCUUUUGUUCUCUAUAGUAACUCAGGGCAAGCAAUGUCAUUUCUUACUUGUGAUUGUGCUAACUUGGCAAUUGAGUGCAUCUGCGAAUAAGAUCUCAUUUAGAUGUAGCUGUUGCACUUGCAUGAUGCUCUGGAACUGCUGGGGUAAAUCUCUUGUCUGAUUUGUUUUUCAUUUAUAUCGAAUUGGACUUUGUUAGUUAAUAUAUGCAGAUCUUGUCCAUACACAGUGUAAACACAAACUAGCAAGUUCUAGGAACAAUCACAGACAAAAUUUUACUGCUAGUAGUGCAAUUUGGAUAAAAUAGUGAUCUAGGAAUGGAACAUAGUCCUUCAUUAGUGUACACAGCGCAUCUUUGGUUUGUUUGAAUUCCUUGAAGCUAUAUCCAGGUAAUGAGCAACGGAGCACGCACCAGUUUUUGAUAAUUCUAGUAAACAAAUCUCCACCCUGGCUAAGUCCAUUAUUUCAGGAUUAUGCAACGAUGUUGAGGACUGCAUUGAAUUACAUAUCAUAGCUUUUGUUGCCUUAUCAUUCGACCUUGCUGCUCGUGCAAUGUUUUGCUUCCAAUGGCAGAAUAUGUGAUGGAAUGGAUGUAUCUUAGGUUCAAUGUUUUCUUUGUGAAUUAGUUAUGACUAUCCCUUGGCUAUAUUUGGCUGUUAUCCCUUGUAUUUGCCAUGUAUAUCCAAGACACAGCCAUUUAGCUACGUGGAAUAAAUUAGUUCAAAAUGUUUUACUGUGAAA
Molecule: messenger RNA, 2158 nt
Organism: Salvia hispanica
Lineage: Eukaryota; Viridiplantae; Streptophyta; Magnoliopsida; Lamiales; Lamiaceae
Product: LUC7 N terminus domain-containing protein
Biological process (GO): mRNA splice site recognition
Cellular component (GO): U1 snRNP
Molecular function (GO): mRNA binding
Source: RefSeq, a predicted model, not a curated record